Messenger RNA from Jatropha curcas, 755 nucleotides. Its product is annotated as Methyltransferase-related protein. The record is from RefSeq and is a predicted model, not a curated record. NCBI's taxonomy places the organism in Eukaryota, Viridiplantae, Streptophyta, Magnoliopsida, Malpighiales, Euphorbiaceae.
AAACUUCUAUUAUAAAAAACGCGUUUACUUUUUCUAUUACAUACCAUUCUCAUUACAAUUUAAAAACCAUCUCAAAAUAAGCCAAGGCGCUCAGUCCUUUUUGCUCUCUUUGUUUGCCAUCUCAAAAUGUUAUAGAAUCGUUAAAAAAACAGAAACAAGGCACAAAAUUUAUUGUCAAGAACCAAAAAAGCUUGCUCCUUUUCUUUUCUUGAUUGCUGCAAGAGAGACACCAAUAAUUCUUGUUUUUCUUGGUUUUGGGCGUCUCAAGAAAAUUAAUAUGUGUCCUCUUAGAUUCAUAUUGGUGUUUUUCUCAGCAGUUUUGGCCGGAUAUUUUGCAUGGAGGACUGUACGGUCGCCGCCGGAGAUUGAAACUGCAGUUUCCGAUGACUCAUCGUUUGAAAUGAAAGAUAAACAAGAAUUCAAUGCGAAGAGGGUGAUUCAAAAUGGAUUCUGGGUAUUUGUCGACAUGGCUAGCGGAAAAUACCUGUGGAGGAAUUUCAAGGAGAUGAGGAAAGAAGAUCAGAAGAGCUGCUAGGAAUUUACCUUGGGGAUAUUUUUCUCUCUUUUGUUCUUGAUUUGGGGAAGGUAGAACUUAGAAUUUGAGGGACAGGUGCCUGCAAUUGUAAUUUCAAUAACACAUGUAAUUGGUUUUAGCAUAUAAUCCCUUUUAGGCUAAUGAAAGAUUGAACUUGGAAAUAUUUGUACAUGUUAAAAUUGAAAAUAAGGGUAGUAGUCUUCAUUUUAACGAGGAAAAA